Messenger RNA from Rhizophagus irregularis DAOM 181602=DAOM 197198, 1300 nucleotides. RefSeq lists its product as uncharacterized. The record is from RefSeq and is a predicted model, not a curated record. NCBI's taxonomy places the organism in Eukaryota, Fungi, Glomeromycota, Glomeromycetes, Glomerales, Glomeraceae.
UUUUUUUUUUCUUUUUAUUUUUUUUUAUUGUAGGAAUUUCCACCGGAACAAAAUCACUUACAUCGACUUCAAACUGCCAUUACAUUACUUAAUAAAUUUGGGGUAACGGAGAUAGUCUGUGAAGAAGAAUUAAGGGAUGGACAAAAUGAAAACAAAAUGAUUUUAAGACUCAUGGUUGAUAAUUAAGUGAUGUAAUUUUUACUGCGGAUUAUAGAUAUCGUAUGAUUCGAUUGUACAUAAUUGAACGUUAUUGGCUAUUAUAGAACAAUGUAUUACAAUCUUCUUUUUUUUUUUUUAUAAAAAGCCACACAUUUUCCUUCUUUAGUAUAUAUAAAAAAGGAAAAAAAAAUCAUGUCUAAUCAAGAGAAUAAUAAUAAAUCAAAUAGUUCAGAUGCAAAUAACUCAACAGAUAAGGGAAAAGCAAAAUUCAUUUCGGCAAUAAGUAAUUCUGCAAACGAAUUAAUUCGCGAAACGUUAAUUCCUUCAAGCGGAAGUAAUGUAACCACAUUAUUACAACAAAUUAAUGAACAAAAACCACAACAAAGUUCAACAACAUCAACAAGUACAUUUUUUUUACAAGAAUUGAAUAAUAAAAUUUCACAAGAAGGAAAUGAGAAUAGAUUUCGUAAUGUUAAUUAUAAUAAUGAAGAAAAUUAUAAUAUAAAUAAAGAUUGGGAACAAUGGAUUUUAAAUCAUAAUGUUCAAUACAUGGAUAAAAUUGAACCAUGUCCUUCAGCUAAAUCACAUAUGUAUCCCUUUCAUCAUCAUUAUCCUCAUAAAACCAAUCUAAUAAAUGAAAAUUUUGAAGAUGGAAAUGAAAUUAUAGGAUUCUUAAAUUCAAAUGAUUAUACAAAUCAAGUUUAUAAUGAAGAAUUUAAUCAAACAACAUUAAAUGGAAAAGAAGAUUCUAAAUUCAUUCUAGAAGAAUUUUUAGAAAAUGAAGAUAUUGAAAAAUAUUUAUUAAAAACUACAUAUACGGAUGAUGUUUAUGGUAUUCCAAAAUUUUUAAAGAAAUUAAUUAUUGAAGCAAAGAAUGAAUUAAAUAAUAAUAAAAAUGAUCAAGAUGAAAAUAUUACUUUAAAACAUCAAAGAACUGCUAUUGAAAGAUUGAAGAUGGUUAGAGAUCAUUUAAUAGAAAAAAGAAAAUUAAAUAAUAGUAAUAAUAAUGAUGAUGAUGAUGAUAAUAAUGAUAUUGAUAUUGAUAUUGAUAAUGAAUUAUUUAAAAAUUGGUUAGAUAAAGCGGAACAAGAUGUAAAAGACAUUUAAGAAUAAAUUAUUUUUAUUGUUUUUAUUUAUAUUA